Molecule: messenger RNA, 856 nt
Organism: Saccoglossus kowalevskii
Lineage: Eukaryota; Metazoa; Hemichordata; Enteropneusta; Harrimaniidae
Biological process (GO): neuron differentiation; regulation of transcription by RNA polymerase II
Cellular component (GO): nucleus
Molecular function (GO): RNA polymerase II transcription regulatory region sequence-specific DNA binding; DNA-binding transcription factor activity, RNA polymerase II-specific
Source: RefSeq, a predicted model, not a curated record
AUGGAAGGUGAUAGCUCGUCCGAUGUACCUGAUGACACAAACGAUGAGGCAUUUGGGAGUACAUUUCUCAAGAAGAGACGAAAAAGAACAAUUAUUGCAGCCGAACAAUUAUUGAAAUUGGAAGGUUUGUACAAACAAGAACAAUGGCCGAACCGAGAGAAGAAAGAGAAGUUGGCCAGACUCAUCGGGAUGUCAACACACUUUGUAAAUAUUUGGUUCCAAAAUAAAAGAUCUAGAAUGAAGAAGAUGGCACAGGAACAGGAAGAACUUUCUACGCUAACAGUCUCAAAUAUUGUGAGAAAUAUUCCCGAUAGUCCUUUAACUCCUGUAACCCUACCAGUGCAUAUUGCACCAAAACCACGAGCCACCAAGCCGCUUGGUUCCACUUCCAAUGAUAUCGCUGAAUCGUCAAAGUCAAUUCCGGAAAUACCACGAGGAAUGACCACUACAUCAACUUGCGACACACACAAGGCGACAUCCCACAAGGAACAGACCUGGACAUAUAAUGGUUCUACCUCAGUGCCAACAAACAAUUCUACCUGUAUGAAUGGGAAAAGAAACCUAUUACAAUGUAUUGUUGCUAUGACAGCGGUAGACGAAGGUGGAAUUGUAACUGUGGGUGACUCAAGUUAUGAUACUGCAGUGAAUUCAGCUCUUUAUGGAAUUCAACUUGAGACAGAUAGUUGUGUAUUGGUAUAUAGUAAAGAGUAUGGAUUUGAUAUACAUAAGAACAAGGAUGGAUUCUGAUCCAGGAAAUUUGUAAUUCAGCCUGUAUUUUAAAGCAUAUGUGAACCUUUGUAGAUAAGGAAAAUAAUUUCUUUUUUUUGUUUUGGCAGUAAUUCAUGAUAAUGUUUAC